Mucor velutinosus is the source of this 1971-nucleotide messenger RNA. RefSeq lists its product as uncharacterized. The coding region runs from base 1 to 1971 and encodes 656 amino acids. The transcript is spliced from 2 exons. Lineage: Eukaryota; Fungi; Mucoromycota; Mucoromycetes; Mucorales; Mucoraceae. The record is from RefSeq and is a predicted model, not a curated record.
AUGGACGUGUCCGCUAAACUAGCGGGAAAAGGGGUGAAUUAUAAAGCAGAAGAGCCCGUUUCGGAGUACAAUCCCUUUCUCCGGGCCAUCCACAAUGACUCUCGCAUUUCGGGCUUCUCUUUCCCUCCUGAUCCCAUUUCUGGCUCCCAACCGCCAGUGGUCAAAGUUCUCGCCUAUGCGGAUGAUACUUUAGUAACCCUUAACAAUCCAUCAGAAUUCGCUGCUCUCGAGGAUCUACUCGGAAAGUAUAUGUCUGCUUCUAAUGCCUCCCUCAAUUACAACAAAACUGAAGCACUCUCCCUAUCUGGUAGCAACCAUCCUCAUUGGGUUCAGUUCCUGGCCUCUAAAGGUAUCACUUCAUGGCAUGAUCGUUCCUCUCUAACGGUCCUGAAAUACCUUGGUUACCCUAUCCAUGCCAAUCGUCAACAGCGAACUUCAUUCGUCUCCGCCCUCAUCUCUAACAUCAGUCGCUCUUGUCAACUUCAUUCCUGUCGGAACCUGACCUACCGCGGUCGUGUCACCGUUGUGAACUCCUUGAUACUCUCCAAACUAUGGCAUGUUCUUCGGUUGGUUACCUUCACCAAGUCUGAAUUCAACAAGAUACGCCAAAUCAUCACUUCCUUUAUUAACCGAAACUCCAAAAUCAGCCGCUUCUCUUUUGACACUCUCAUUUUACCUCGAUCCCAGGGCGGUCUGAACCUGAUCAAUCCUGCGAGACAAGCCCAAGCUCUGCAAUGGCGAUGGAUCCAUCCACUCCUUCAUCCUACACAACCUUCUCCAUCAUUGAUGCCUUCCAUUCCAAUCCUUCGGUCCACCCUCUCCAUGUGUCUCGGUUCCACUCGAUUCCCAUCCUACCACUGGUCACUCCUUUUCCCUCAAUGUCGCCCGUCUGGUCUACCCUCUUUUGGUCCUGUUGCCAACAUCAUCAUUGCCGUAGACUCUAUCAUUAGAAACUUUUCCUUCUGCUCCGUCCCCAUUCCUGUCAUCCUCCGCCUCCCUUUCACUUCCCUCCUUCAACAUGCGCUACCCCCUUCCCAUCCUUUCGCCUCCACCUUUUCCCCACCCUCCGUCAUCCUAGCUGACCAUCUCACCCUACGUCAGGAUCUCUUUGGAUCUGAUAUCUUUGAUUACAACUCUACUUCCAACACCAUUGUUUUCAAAGAAUCUUUUGAGCACCUCCCCCAUCCUCACUGCAGUCGCCGUGCCAUCAAUUUCAUACAUGAUCAAUACCUCUUCCUCAAUACGUUCACCCUAAACACCAUGCUCACAAAUAUCCCUCGUCCCCUCCCCACUACUGAUCAAUUAUCCACCUCCUCCAUACUCACCCUUGACUCUCUCCACUCCCUUCUUCUCUCCAUGAUCUCCUCACACUUUGAUCUAGAUUUCCAACAAUUCCAUCCAGUCCCUGCGACUACCACUGGUUAUAAAUCCUUACCUUCCUACCAUGUUCCUCCCAAACCUCCAUCUGUCUUAUCCUCUGCCAAAUGGAAACGUCUCUGGUCCUUACGUAUCCCAUUGAAUGCACGUAACACCUGGUUCCGCAUCCUUCAUAAUAAAGUCGCCACAAGAGACAUUCUUCAUGAACGGCAACCUCAUAUCCACCAUCCCUUUUGUAGGAUCUGCCACUCAUCCACCGAAACAUUGGAACACUUCCUCUUUGCCUGUCCCCACAAACGAUCCUUUUGGUCUUCCGCCCUCUCCAUUUACAUGCCCCCUCUCAUCUCCCAAAACAGUUACCAAAACUUCCAGAAAUUCCUUCUUUUCGAACACAACCCUUCUCGUCAAGAUCAUUCAAUCUAUCCGAAUCUCUCUGCUUACCAGGUUUUCGCCUGCAUGCUACAAACUAUAUGGUAUCACCACUACCAGUUUACAUUCCAGGACAAACCUUUCCUACCAUCAAUUUUACUCUCAUCACUUCGUAGCUCAUUAGAUACCUUACAUUUCCAAGAAACCUUAGAUCAGUCUCCAUAA